Messenger RNA from Tupaia belangeri chinensis (Chinese tree shrew), 1087 nucleotides. It is a transcript of the gene CSNK2B, whose product is annotated as casein kinase 2 beta. The coding region runs from base 235 to 942 and encodes 235 amino acids. Gene Ontology annotation, cellular component: cytoplasm; protein kinase CK2 complex. The record is from RefSeq and is a predicted model, not a curated record. The transcript is spliced from 7 exons. Gene Ontology annotation, molecular function: protein kinase regulator activity. Lineage: Eukaryota; Metazoa; Chordata; Mammalia; Scandentia; Tupaiidae.
UUACAUAACGCCCACAAUGCCCUUCGCCUUCCUCAAUGUGGCCCCAGCUCCAAGCUCAUUUUCUGGAGCUGGGGAAUCAUUAGCUGGGUUAGGAAAGGCCUGGACGAGGAGGUGGCACCUGUGGGAUGCCGAGAAGCUGUGACACGAGAUAACGUCACGCUGCCCCUCACCAUUACUCUGACCAGGGUUCGAAAGCCACACUUAAAAGCCCGCAGCAGACGUCCCUGAGCGGAGAUGGAGAAGUGCAAGGGGACGAGCGGCAAAAUGGCAGGCGCCGCCUCAGCUGACGUGAAGAUGAGCAGCUCAGAGGAGGUGUCCUGGAUUUCUUGGUUCUGCGGGCUCCGGGGCAAUGAAUUCUUCUGUGAAGUGGAUGAAGACUACAUCCAGGACAAAUUUAAUCUUACUGGACUCAAUGAGCAGGUGCCUCACUAUCGACAAGCUCUAGACAUGAUCUUGGACCUGGAGCCUGAUGAAGAGCUGGAAGACAACCCCAACCAGAGUGACCUGAUUGAGCAGGCAGCUGAGAUGCUUUAUGGAUUGAUCCACGCCCGCUACAUCCUCACCAACCGUGGCAUCGCCCAGAUGUUGGAAAAGUACCAGCAGGGAGACUUUGGCUACUGUCCCCGUGUGUAUUGCGAGAACCAGCCAAUGCUUCCCAUCGGCCUCUCGGACAUCCCAGGCGAGGCCAUGGUGAAGCUCUACUGUCCCAAGUGCAUGGAUGUGUAUACACCCAAAUCGUCGAGGCACCAUCACACAGAUGGCGCCUACUUCGGCACUGGUUUCCCUCACAUGCUCUUCAUGGUGCAUCCCGAAUAUCGGCCCAAGCGACCUGCCAACCAGUUUGUGCCCAGGCUCUACGGUUUCAAGAUCCACCCGAUGGCCUACCAGCUGCAACUCCAAGCUGCCAGCAACUUCAAGAGCCCAGUCAAGACAAUUCGCUGAUUACCCAUUCCACCUGUUCCUCGGUCUUUGACACCUCCAGUCCUUUGCUGCCACCCUUUCAGGAAUCUUCUUUGGUUUUUAGUUUAAAUUAAAGGAGUCAUUAUUGUGGUGGGAAUAUGAAAUAAAGUGGAAGAAAAGGACUUGA